UUUAAGAAAAAAAUUGAGUGCAUCGCGAUGGAGAAAAUGUCCCGACAGCUCCCCCUGAACCCCACCUUUAUCCCGCCUCCCUACGGCGUGCUCCGGUCCCUGCUGGAGAACCCGCUGAAGCUCCCCCUUCAUCACGAAGACGCAUUUAGUAAAGAUAAAGACAAGGAAAAGAAGCUGGAUGAUGAGAGUAACAGCCCAACAGUCCCCCAGUCGGCAUUCUUGGGGCCCACCUUAUGGGACAAAACCCUUCCGUAUGACGGAGAUACUUUCCAGUUGGAAUACAUGGACCUGGAGGAGUUUUUGUCGGAAAAUGGCAUUCCCCCCAGCCCGUCUCAGCACGACCACAGCCCGCACCCUCCCGGGCUGCAGCAAGCUUCCUCUGCUGCCCCCUCGGUCGUGGACCUCAGCAGCAGGGCCUCUGCACCCCUUCACCCUGGCAUCCCGUCUCCCAACUGUAUGCAGAGCCCCAUCAGACCAGGUCAGCUGUUGCCAGCAACCCGCAAUACACCGAGUCCCAUUGACCCUGACACCAUCCAAGUCCCAGUGGGCUAUGAGCCAGACCCGGCAGAUCUUGCUCUUUCCAGCAUCCCCGGCCAGGAAAUGUUUGACCCUCGCAAACGCAAGUUCUCUGAGGAGGAACUGAAGCCACAGCCCAUGAUUAAGAAAGCUCGCAAAGUCUUCAUCCCUGAUGAUCUGAAGCAGGAUGACAAGUACUGGGCAAGGCGCAGAAAGAACAACAUGGCAGCCAAGCGCUCGCGGGACGCCCGGCGGCUGAAGGAGAACCAGAUCGCCAUCCGGGCCUCGUUCCUCGAGAAGGAGAACUCGGCCCUGCGCCAGGAGGUGGCCGAUUUGAGGAAGGAGCUGGGGAAAUGCAAGAACAUUCUUGCCAAGUAUGAGGCCAGGCACGGGCCCCUGUAGGAUGGCAUUUUUGCGGGCUGGCUUUUGAGUAGACGGACAGCUCCUUUCCUGUCUGAUAGCACCACACCCAAACCAGCCUUUCUGACAGCAGCACUUUACCAGAGGCAUAAACACAACUGACUCGCAUCUGGGUGUGCAUCUGUGUGUACGUGCGUGCGCUUGUCUGUGCUCGUGCUCCUGCGUGUGGUCAACGGCGUGUGCGUGUGUGUGCGUGCUCCUUUGCACUUGCCAUUUUAAGAUAACCCUCUCAUCGUCUUUUAGUUCUAAAAGAGGUGCCAUGUUUUUAUGAGACUUUGGAGACCUUUUGUGGGUCCCUCCCCGAUUCUUCUCCCCUCCUGCCCUGUCAGCCUUGCUUCAUGUCUGAGCUUACCUACUCUUCCAGGACUCUCUGCUUGGGUUCACCGAGAAGGGCCCUGGUACAAUAGUGGAUCUCAGUUUUUAAGAGUUUAAGCUCUUGUUUCUGUUGAAUCUGUAAGUUACCGUGCCGAUAAGGUGCAUAAAAUAACACAGCACUACGCCGCAGCUCUAUUCAUUUACAGGUUGCUUUCCUCAUAUUUUUCAGUUUUGGUGAUAAUUGUCUUCAAAUUUAAAGUGCUGUUUAGAUUUAUUAGAUCCCAUAUUUACUUACUGCUAUCUACUAAGUUUCCUUUUAAUUCUACCAAUCCCAGAUAAGUAAGAGUACUAUUAUAGAACACAGAGUGUGUUUUUGCACUGUCUGUACCUAAAGCAAUAAUCCUAUUGUACGCUAGAGCAUGCUGCCUGAGUAUUACUAGUGGACGUAGGAUAUUUUCCCUACCUAAGAAUUUCACUGUCUUUUGAAAAACAAAAAUUAAAGUAAUGCAUUUGAGCAUGACCAGAACAUCCCCAGGACAGGGAAGCAGAGGCAAAUGGGAGGUCUAAGAAUGAGGGAUUAAUUUAUCUGUACUCGAGCCAAAAAAAAAUGUGUAUUGAAAUAGCCUUUGACAUUGAUAUGUUGGGUUUUGUGUACCCCCUCUCCCAAACCCACCCCAUGCCCACUUUUCUAGUUAACUUUUUCCAUAUCCCUCUUGAUAUUCAAAACAAUUCAAUUACUUAAGAUUCAGUUUUCCCAGUUUUUGUAAUAUAUAUAUUUUUGUGAAUUAUACUUUGCUGUUUUUAAAAAUCAGUUAAUUAAGUUAAUAAGUUGGCGUUUUGUACAGACCCUUUUUUCCUAGUGGUGUCAUUUUCGAAUGCCUCGUAAAUUAAUGAUUCCGGAGCUUAUGUUUCUUAUCCUCUGUUUGUUUUCGAACGUCUGUGCUCUUAUAAAGUGGACUUCUGAAAAAUGAAUGUAAAAGACACUGGUUUAUCUCAGAAGGGGAUGGUGUUGUCACAAACUGUGGUUAAUCCAAUCAACUUCAAUGUUUACUAUAGACCAAAAGGAGAGAUUAUUAAAUUGUUUAAUGUUUAUACAGAGUAAUUAUAGGAAGUUCUUUUUUGUACAGUAUUUUUCAGAUAUAAAUACUGACAAUGUAUUUUGGAAGACAUAUAUUAUAUAUAGAAAAGAGAAAAGGAAGACUAUUCCAUGUUUUAAAAUUAUAUAGCAAAGAUAUAUAUUCACCAAUGUUGUACAGAGAAGAAGCGCUUGGGGGUUUUUGAAGUCUUUAAUAUUUUAAGCCUAUCACUGACACAUCAGCAUGUUUUCUGCUUUAAAUUAAAAUUUUAUGACAGUA
Messenger RNA from Galeopterus variegatus (Sunda flying lemur), 2606 nucleotides. RefSeq names its product hepatic leukemia factor (gene HLF). The coding region runs from base 28 to 918 and encodes 296 amino acids. Gene Ontology annotation, biological process: regulation of transcription by RNA polymerase II. The record is from RefSeq and is a predicted model, not a curated record. Lineage: Eukaryota; Metazoa; Chordata; Mammalia; Dermoptera; Cynocephalidae. The transcript is spliced from 4 exons. Gene Ontology annotation, cellular component: nucleus. Gene Ontology annotation, molecular function: DNA-binding transcription factor activity, RNA polymerase II-specific; RNA polymerase II cis-regulatory region sequence-specific DNA binding.